AUGCUCAUGAGAAUGAAAACCGACGCUGCUGAGGCGCGCUAUGUGGAGCCCUUCCCAGAGGCCGGCGCGGCGGAGGAUGCUGAGGCGGGCGCCGCACAGUUGGAUCACCGCAUUGGUUCGUGGGCCGACGUGGAGAUCCCAGAGGAGGAAGAAGUGGAGGAAGCAGAGGAAGCAGAAGGAGACUUUGAAACCUGGACCAAGAGCUUACAGGACCUGUGCCGGCGUCUACAGCCCGAAGUGGGCCGGGGCGAACGGAGCGAAAAGCUCUCGGCGGAAGAGCUGCUGCAACGCAUCCGAGCGGCGCUGAAAAGCGGAGAUUGGCUCAACAUCACGGCUGCCGUGUGGACUCCACGUGGGCCCGACAUGAUAUCGGUGGUGAAGCAACUGCCGGCUGCUGAGCUGGUGGCAUUUUCCAAAGCCUUGGUGGAUCGCUAUGACUAUCCACGCGAGCGCCUCAAUUGCGAAAGAUGGCUUACACAGAUCUUGGAGCAUGGGUCGCAUGCGGUGAUCGACUCCGAAGCCUUCAGGGAGGAAGUGAG
Cladocopium goreaui is the source of this 539-nucleotide messenger RNA. The record is from the annotation of a GenBank genome assembly. Lineage: Eukaryota; Dinophyceae; Suessiales; Symbiodiniaceae.